This is a messenger RNA of Serinus canaria (Common canary), 3149 nucleotides long. It is a transcript of the gene MKRN2, whose product is annotated as makorin ring finger protein 2. The transcript has 8 exons. NCBI's taxonomy places the organism in Eukaryota, Metazoa, Chordata, Aves, Passeriformes, Fringillidae. Gene Ontology annotation, biological process: protein polyubiquitination. Gene Ontology annotation, molecular function: ubiquitin protein ligase activity; metal ion binding. The coding region runs from base 87 to 1325 and encodes 412 amino acids. The record is from RefSeq and is a predicted model, not a curated record.
CGGGGCGGCGGCCACGCCCCCCCCGCCCCGCGGAACCUCUGUGCGCGGCGUGCGGGGCCGGGCGGGCCGGGCAGUGCGGCGGCACGAUGAGCACGAAGCAGGUGACGUGCAGGUACUUCUUGCAGGGCGUGUGUCGGGAGGGCAGCAAGUGCCUCUUCUCCCAUGACCUGGCCACCAGCAAAUCCUCCACCAUCUGCAAGUACUACCAGAAGGGGCAGUGUGCCUACGGCUCCCGCUGCAGGUAUGACCACGUGAGGCUCCCUCCGGGCGGAGCCGCGGCCCCGCCGCCCCCCGCGGCCCCGGGCAGCCCCCGGGUGCCCCCCGAGCACGGCCCCGCCGCCUCGCGCAGCCGGAGGGAGAAGAGGACGCUGGUGCUGCGGGACAGGAACCUGUGCGGCUCCAGCGAGGAGAAGGCGCGGCCCAGCGCGGCCGGGGCCGUGCCGUGCUGCAGCGAGCCGGGCGACAGCGAGGAGGCCAAGCCGCACUCGUACCUGGAGGCCAUCUGCAGCGGGCUGGAGGAGGCGGGGCCCGGCGGCUGCCCGGCCGCCGCGGAGCAGCUCUGUCCCUAUGCUGCUGCCGGCGCCUGCCACUUCGGGGAGCGCUGCCUCUACCUGCACGGGCAGCUCUGCGAGAUCUGCGGCCUCCAGGUGCUGCACCCCUUCGACCCGGAGCAGAGGAAGGCCCACGAGAUGAUGUGCAUGGCCACCUUCGAGCACGACAUGGAGAGGGCCUUUGCCAUCCAGGCCAGCCAGGACAAGGUGUGCAGCAUCUGCAUGGAGGUGGUGUAUGAGAAGCCCUCGGCCUCGGAGAGGAGGUUUGGGAUCCUGUCCAACUGCACCCACACCUACUGCCUGUCCUGCAUCCGCCAGUGGAGGUGUGCCAAGCAGUUUGAGAACCCCAUCAUCAAGUCCUGCCCCGAGUGCCGCGUGAUCUCCGAGUUUGUCAUCCCCAGCGUGUACUGGGUGGAAGAGCAGGAGAAGAAAAAUGAGCUGAUUGAAGCAUUUAAGCAGGGAGUGGGGAAGAAGCCCUGCAAGUACUUUGAGCAAGGCAAGGGGACGUGUCCCUUUGGGGGGAAGUGUCUGUACCUGCACGCCUACCCCGACGGGACCCGCGCCGAGCCCGAGAAGCCCAGGAAGCAGCUGAGCUCCGAGGGCACCGUCAGGUUCUUCAAUUCCGUGCGCCUGUGGGACUUCAUCGAGGACAGGGAGAGCAGGAGCGCGCCCGGUGCCGACGCCGAGGUCACGGAGCUGGGGGAGCUCUUCAUGCACCUGGCUGGGGCUGAGGAGGAGCCCAGUGCUGCCAGGGAGCACCCACAGCCCCUCUGAGCCCCCAGUGCAGCUGGGUGCCAGCCAUGCUUUUAUCUCUCCAGCACAGGUAGAACAAAACGUGCCCUGGUGGUUACUUGUGCAGUCCUGGUAAAGUUUUCAGAUAGUUUUUAUAUGGCAACAACAAAAAAAGACUAAAAUAUAUUUAAAAGAAAAAAAAAAUUGGCUGCAUGGAAAAAAAUCCCUUAAUCCCCAGGAGGGUUUUCUCCCUCUCUGGCCUAACAUAUGCUGUCUUGUGAGCUGAGUGGUAGUGUAAAUACAGGUCCAGUGAAAGCUUAAGCUGGUAAAAACUGUUGCUAAUUAGAGUUUGGGUGCUCUUGGGUUUUUUCUCCACUAAAUCAGCUAAAUGUAUAACUACAAAACCCACUGGGAAUAAUGGUCAGUGUAGGGUUUUCUCCUUAAGAAGGAGCUGGUCAUUUUACCUCAGAUAGUACCUGGAGUUCAGAGUGGAGGCUGGUGGAUUCUCUGGGCAGGCCUGGCUCUCCAGGUGCUGCCAGUGGAGCUCCCAGCCUGUUUUACACUAAUCCCAGUGCUCAGAGGCAGCAGAGGCAGCUGCACUGAUUCCUGCACUCACUGGGGCUGGGGAGCUGCAGCAGAGAUGGGUGAGUGUUCCCACAGAGCCAGGAGUGCCUCCAAGCAGCUCAGCGCCUCCAGUGCCCUGUGCCCCAGCGAGGCCCAGGAGGGCUGAGGGAUUCAUGCACAUCUGCUGAGUUAACAGAACUGGAGCUGAAUUCUGGCUCUGUUAAAAAUGUGAUUCUGUUGGUGUGGCAAAGGCAGUUAGGUUGUGAAAUCUGGCACCAGAAGUUAAUUCUGCCAAGUCAACUGUUUGAACUUGGAAUUUAAAUCAAGAAUUCAGUGAGCACUGCAGUGGCUGCUGAGUACAACAGCAUGGACACACCUGAGCAGGAGCUGUCACUGACUCAGCCCCUGGUAAAUGAGCAGUGUUUGUAAACACAGACAGAGGUGGGGUUUGGUUUAAAACAGCCUGGUUGCAGUGGAAGGCAGGUGUGUAACUGCUUUGGUUAUUAUCCUUAAAAAUGUGGAAGAAAGAAAGGCCAGGAGCAGAAAGGUUUGUAAUCAGCACCAGUGGAUCAGUGAUGGUCACAGCCUUGAUCCACCAGGGGUAGGAAUGAUGAAGCCAAAUGUGUUCAGAGAGCCCUGGGCACACAGGGCCAGCCCGGGGUGGUGGCAGCAGGCUCUGGGUCCCUGCUGGGAGGGAGCAGCAGGAACCUUAACCUGGGAUUCCAACAGCUCUAGCUGGCACCAGAGCAGUGACUCCAGGAUGAUCCCUUCAGCUGCUGCUGGCAUUUCUGCCUCAGGAGCUCCUUCCCUCUGCCAGCUGUGCCCUCUGUUCUCACCUGCAGUUAAACUUCCCCAUCAUUUUCCCCCCAGGUCAUUCCCCCCAGUGCUCAGUGCACAGCCAGCUCUGGCCUUGCAGUGGCUGUACCAACAUCAGUUCCCAUCUCUUGGUAAAAGUGGCCCAGCAAAGCUCUGAAGUCCAACAGUGCAAUUGGUCAGCACUAAUUACAAAGCAGAAGGUGAAUUAUCCCUGAGAGGGAUGUCCCAGUCCAAGAUCAAGGACACCCCAACACCCUCUGUACCCCAGAAUGCUUCCCCAGCCCUCACCCUCCCACUGAAGCUCAUUUCCAUCUGCUCCUGCACAUAAUUAUUUUUCCCCCAGAAAGAAAUAUUGUCAGAAAUACACUAAAAAACAAAACAAACAAACAAAAAAAAAAUCAAUGGAGAGGAUGUUCUUUACCCUAAACAGGACAUUCCUGAUUUACUCUGCCCAAGAAGCCAUGAGGGAUAGUCUGAAAUUAAAAA